UUCAUAGUCGCUCAUAUAAGGAGACAACCAUUACUGGCACAAAUAAAUCGAAGAAAAAGGUUCGCGCUUGAACUUUACCGCCUUGAGCAGACCGUUGGUGUCUUUAGUUUCUUCGAUAGCAUGGAGCUCACACAAGAGAACGAGCGCUGCAGCUUCAAGGUCUGCCAGUGUUGCGAAUUAGCCAUGCUCGUCUACAUGCUUUUGCAAGCUGGACAUGAUAUUGGACAAUUUGGGCUUGCUGGCUUUGCGGCUCGUGGUGACAUCUUUGCUGCGCUUCCGCUUCAGGUCGGAUCUGUUGUCGCCCAUGGUUGGCUCAGCCUGUUAUCGAUCAGUACAAGAGUCGCAAUGCAGCGUGAAGAUGGUACCUAUGGAGGGUUAGCAAGUGUCAUGGCCUUGGAGAGUCAACAGCGUAGUGUAUCAGUCAAGGAUCGACCUUCGGAGCAGAAGGUGUAGAGUCUCGCUGUUGUGGGGAGAAGGGAAACAGAAACAAAUGAUGGAGGAAAUGCGCUAUUUAUCCUUGGAGCUUGCAGGCUCCACCGUUGCCUCUCGCACCUUGACAGCUUGUCGAUUCUCUCAUCCCGUAUCCGCGUACUUCACUUCGCAGACUUCAGCGCAUUUCAUUACAAGCGAGAUCUACGUCAUUCGAACAUGCAUCAUCUCCUGUGUUAUCAUGGAUCGAUGCAACCUCGGUGCCGGGGGAUACGUCGACGCCAUUCUCGCAUGAAUAAAUAUUUUCGGACCUAAUCACACCUUAGACCACCUGAAUUGUACGUCGAUAUGAACCCA
Macroventuria anomochaeta is the source of this 786-nucleotide messenger RNA. RefSeq lists its product as uncharacterized. The coding region runs from base 121 to 453 and encodes 110 amino acids. NCBI's taxonomy places the organism in Eukaryota, Fungi, Ascomycota, Dothideomycetes, Pleosporales, Didymellaceae. The record is from RefSeq and is a predicted model, not a curated record. The transcript has a single exon.